ACAACGAAGGAGACGCGUGUGUGCCCCUGAUGUGCUUCGUUCGGACGUGAUAAUUUUAUCAGAGACAAAAUUAUCGAUCAUUAUUAAAAGACAAGAGAUCUUUAAAACGGUCAAAACUCCCGUGGAAUAAAGGCUUUGCGAAUGGAAAAAAAUCUCCAAACUGUUUGCGAGAUUUUUCUCCUCGGUCAUCGAGCCUCGAUUCCUGCUGAAUUAAAAUGGCUGUGAUUGGCUCUGAGUGAUUUUGGGGAAACAAGAUAAUAAAAGGCUCUGGCAACUCCUUACAAUCAGGAUUCCUCAAAAUCCCGAUUGCCCGUAUUCCCGAAAAAGUGCGAAGAAAAACGGACAGAGGGAUGAUUUGACGCUGCGCACUGAUGCGCGAAAAGCGUUGCUGAUCGUCGUGCAUCGUAUUCUGCACCCCGCGAAACGCGCGGGGGCUGGGGAAAAAAAUCGUCGUCGGAAUUGAAUAGAAAAAAGAGGGAGAAUUCGUCGAUUAAAUCGAGAAAGUGAAAGAUGAGAUCCUACGACGGCGAAAGCAGCUCAACAGAAGACGACGAUCGCAGAGAAGGUCUGCCGGAGGCGCAUCUGCAACAAGGAUCCUGGCAACGCACAGCGUCCCAUCCUACCUGGGCCUGGGAGCAUCGCAACGUCCAUCCACUGCCUCCACAAUCGGCAGCGGCUCUCGAAUCCGUAUAUUCGACACCAGGGGCCUCACAUCCAGGUGUCUCGGGUCCACCAACAGCAUACUCAUCGGAACACACUCAGAGCGCACCAGGACGAAGGACUCCGCUGGGUGCCGUGGGCCUCGGUGGCUUUUACUUUCAACAACAACCUCAACCGCAUGCUUCGUCGAGCGCGUUGUCCGAUGAGAAUCGACCGGAUGAGAGACCAACAGGUUCGCGAUUGAACUGUCCACCGAAAUCGAAGACGACUCGUCAAGGAAAAAGCGUAAGGUUGAAUAUUAAUGCCCGAGAACGUAGAAGGAUGCAUGAUUUGAACGACGCCUUAGACGAACUUCGUUCUGUCAUCCCUUACGCACAUAGUCCUUCGGUGAGGAAGCUGUCGAAAAUAGCCACUCUUCUCCUGGCGAAAAAUUAUAUUCUCAUGCAAGGGAACGCGCUGGAGGAGCUCCGGAGAGUGAUAGCCGUUUUGCAAUCACCGCAUGCACACACCACCGCUUUACCGCCCACCCCGGUCUCCUACGACCUUCUGCAGGGAUUCCCCGGCAAGUUAUUCCAGGGGGUGCCGGAGAUGCAAGGGCUUCCUACGAACGAUCCUCAAAUCGUGACUGGUCCCCCGACUGACGGUACAGUCGCCAGCGGAGAGUCGAAUUAAAGAAUCAAUUAUUUCUUCCUACUUUCUUCGCGAUAGAUCUAAGAAUUUCUCUCGUGAACAACGUAAAUCGACCGUACGAAUUCGAGCCAACAGAAUUAAAUUGAUAAAAUGCGAUACAAUAGCGAGAGAAGAGGAUUCAAAGUAUUUGCAAAUCUUUCAGGCCUAAGUCUAAGAUUGAUAGUGUAAGAUGCGUCCAAGAGUCUCCUAAGCUGAAGGAGUACUUUUUAAAAUGGAAAUGCCUUCGGCUACAUGAAAGUAUUAAUUAUUAGAGUAUUAUUGGAACUUAAUUAAUUCUUCUAGAGAGAAAAAAGAGUGGAGUAAUCUUUUUUAAAUAUUAAUACAUAAAUAAUUUAUAUUUGCUUAAAAAACAAGACGCGAAAGAACGAAUUACAUCAUUUUAUUUCUUCCGUAAAAAUAACAAGAUGCAUAAGAUCAAGUAAAGCAAAAACAGAAGAGAUA
This is a messenger RNA of Camponotus floridanus (Florida carpenter ant), 1791 nucleotides long. RefSeq names its product class E basic helix-loop-helix protein 22 (gene Oli). NCBI's taxonomy places the organism in Eukaryota, Metazoa, Arthropoda, Insecta, Hymenoptera, Formicidae. Gene Ontology annotation, molecular function: protein dimerization activity. The record is from RefSeq and is a predicted model, not a curated record. Bases 511 to 1332 code for a protein of 273 amino acids. The transcript has 5 exons.